Molecule: messenger RNA, 1690 nt
Organism: Ictalurus punctatus (channel catfish)
Lineage: Eukaryota; Metazoa; Chordata; Actinopteri; Siluriformes; Ictaluridae
Product: coenzyme Q-binding protein COQ10 homolog A, mitochondrial
Exons: 5
Coding region: 452-1150 (232 amino acids)
Biological process (GO): cellular respiration; ubiquinone biosynthetic process
Cellular component (GO): mitochondrion
Molecular function (GO): ubiquinone binding
Source: RefSeq, a predicted model, not a curated record
UACUGACGUGCCCUUGCUGCUAACACCCUGCUGUCAAAUGAAUGUGUUCUUUGACUAUUUUACUCUCGUCUUUAGUGGCCUGAGAUACAGUUGACACGCUUGGAAACGCGGUUUAGGGGUAAAAUAAACGUUUUAGACGUAGUAUUUACGCGAGAACACGAAUUAUUUCAGGUGUUUAAUAAGCGGAGAGUUUAUUAUUCGGCGCUACUCUGUUAGCUAGCUAACGGUUAGCACUGUGUUGCUUCAGCCGCCGGUCGCUGACCGAUAGCUAGCUUUGGCUUCAGGUAGCAGCGGUAAAAUGUCAUUUUUAAAGCGUUAAACAGUUUUUUUUUGUUUGUUUGUUUUGAACAUAAAUCUUAAUUGGAUGGUUUGUUGAAAUUAGUUAGCUCGCAGCAGGACGGUAACAGUUUAUGUCGGUAAUGUUUGGUUUGGAAACUGGGAGUUUUGUUAAAUGGCGGGUUGGAUGAGCGCGCGCCGACUGUGCAUCCGAGCAGCACUGUGUUCACGAGCGCCACUGCAGGAAUCCGGAGCGCGUGUCAGGCACCUCGCAGUUUGUUCGGUCUUGCUGAGGAAACCCCAACAAUGGACGCUAUGCUGGAACCAAAGAACGACUUCAGCAGCACCGACUCGAAGCUUCAUCAGCUUCGCCAACAAAAGGAAGCAGUACUCAGAGCGACGCAUCAUGGGAUACUCGAUGCAGGAGAUGUACGAUGUCGUAGCCAACGUGGACGAUUACAAACACUUUGUUCCGUGGUGUAAAAUGUCCCAGACGGUAAUGAAGAGAGCGGGCCAUGCUAAAGCGCAGCUGGAGGUGGGGUUUCCUCCGGUGGUGGAGAGGUACACGUCCAUGAUCACCAACGUUCGGCCACAUCUCGUCAAAGCUGUUUGCUCAGAUGGAAAACUUUUCAAUCACUUAGAGACGAUAUGGCGGUUCAGCCCGGGCAUUCCCGGAUAUCCCAGGACCUGCACGGUGGAUUUUUCUAUCUCGUUCGAGUUCCGCUCGGUCCUGCACUCCCAGCUCGCCAGUGUGUUCUUCGACGAGGUCGUGAAGAAGAUGGUGGCAGCGUUCGAGAGCCGAGCCGGGACACUCUAUGGCCCUGAAACUCGCAUCCCCAGAGAACUCAUGUUCCAUGAAGUGCAUCAGACGUGAAACAUCGGCUUUUUUAGGUCUUUACGUGGAACUGUUCUGUGUCUGAGAGCGAGAAUGUUUUUAGCUGGAGGAGGUUCUAAUUCUCCUAAACCUCUUCUCAGGCAUUAUGAUUAUAGUUAAAAUAGUAGUCAUCCUAAACCUUAAACAUUUUUAAAAAUAGAUAUUAUUCUCCUAAUUGUAAGACUUGAGAACAGCUGUUAUAAUGCUAGUGACGUUUUAUGUGCCAUCUUGGAUUAUUUAUUGCACCAAACUGUUAUGCUGUCGAAUGCUGUAAUUAUUGUAAAGUGCAAUUUGAUGGGAGGAAAAAGAUUUUGUUCCAAUUUCACUUUAAGCAUGAUUGUGAACACGGGUGAUACGGCGAAGGCAUCGUAUGUAUCAUAGCACGUCUUGUAGACAUUUUCGUGAGGCCCAGCACACAUCACUGGAGCCAUCAGGUAUGGUGUAUAACGUGAUGAUCGUCAUGUCAUCUUAUCGCCCAGCCCUGGUGCACAUAUUUCAAAAAAGAUCUGAUCAUUAUAAUAAACACAGUAAAUAUAACAA